Molecule: messenger RNA, 11240 nt
Organism: Porites evermanni
Lineage: Eukaryota; Metazoa; Cnidaria; Anthozoa; Scleractinia; Poritidae
Source: the annotation of a GenBank genome assembly
AUGGAUUUCGAAACAUCCACUCAAGACUUAGUUCUUCAAAGACAGCCAUCUAUUGUGGACGAUACAUUAAUGUCUUCCUUUAACAGCACUUUUACUCUACAAGAACAUUGUGCGGAGAUCAUACGCUACAAUAAUAAGGAAUUUUACGAGCAGGUAUGUAAUUACAGUUCACGUUUUCUCGAAAUUGCGUGUAGUAUUUACUGGCACCGCUCGGCUAAUGAUGCUUGAUAGGCAGGGUUUUCUUAAAAACUUGAUUAUACCACAAAAGCCAACACUUCGGUUUUAAAUUUCUCGCAUAGGCCUCUAAGAAUUUUAUCUACGGUAUUACUGAGUUUUAUAAUUGGUUUUAAUUAUAUUUAGUCAAAAUUUAAAAAGGAACCAUGUCUUUAUUUACUAAAACUGCUUUGUGCGAUUUUUGAUUUUGGUCCCUUUCGCGUUAAUAUUUUAACACAAACUGGCUAUUACUGAAAUUAUUAGCUUACGUAAAAAAAACUCUAGAAUGACUUAAUAUGAACUACCAUAGUUUCGAAAUUAACACUAUUUCUAUCAAUAUUCUGUUUCGCCCUUAGCAAAGGACGUGGUUUCCUGACAUCUUGAUUAAUUUCCAUCAACUUUAUUAAUCUAAAGUAAACAUCAUUAAGGAGCACCCUUCCUUACGCAGAAAGCAUUACAAUAAUUUUCACUCGUGCCAACCUCAUCAGUUAAAACUCAGUUUGGAACUCCGUAUUGUGAUUUUUGAUAGUCCAAUUCCUCGAUUGCACGUUUUACAUGUAAAUACUCCAAAUAUAAGCUUUAACUGACCCGGAAAAGGAAAAGGCAAUCUUCUGAUUUUUCUUUACAUUUACUUCAUGAUUGGAGGCUUUCUCGUCUUUUUGCGUAAGGUUGAUAUGAAAUAGUAAUGAGUAAAACAGUCAAUAUGCCUAUAAUCUGCUACAGUUUCAUUUUCACCGUGAAAAUUAGGUCUCUGCUCAAGUAGUCCUUUUACCUUUUUAAUCAGUUCAUAUAUAUGGUAAUUUAGCUUUCAUUUCUUGCGCAGUUAGAUAAUCACCUAAUAUUUGCUCGUGUGCAAAGUGUUUUUUCAUUUCUGCACAAUAACCCUAGGUGCGCUAUGUAAAUAAGUCAAGUUAGUAUAUGUAGUUAUUUUAAAAACAACAGACAUUCACAUACAUCACUCAACCGCAUAGCUAAGAGCAGGUGUUUAUGAAUCAAAGCAAAACGCUUAUUUGAUCGACCCUCGUGAAUUUUGAAAAUUAGGUCCCUCAAAAUAGAAUGUUUAAAAAAGGGGAAAUCACAAAAUAUUACGUUUGCAAAUCACAAAGCAAUAUCAUGAAUUACUCUGUAAACGCGAAAUUGUGCACAGAAGCGUACCAAGACAGGUUACCAAGACAGAGCUGGUAGGGAAAGUCAAGGGGCUUAGCUCACUCUCCGUCCCCCCCUCCCCCACCCCUCCUUCCACCGCCAAAAACACACACUUCUUUCUUUUUGUAUGACUUAUGACGCAAAUGACUUUUCAAAUGUCAACAGAACUGUGGUAUGAUAUCCUAAAACUCUGUCACAGUCUGCACCUGACUCGACUCAUUUCGCCAUCUGGAAAAUCGAUCUUUCUUUAUAAAUUAUUUCAGACGAGUUACAACCCUCCCCUCCGCCACUUCCAUAAGCGCUUAGUACUUCCCUAGAUCCCCACUCUUCUUUCUCUUCUUUUAAUUCUCAUUUUUCCCGUAUGAUUUGAUGAUUAGUUUGCAAUAACACUAUUAUCCGUGUAAAUUAUGCUACUUGCUGUUGCCGUUGUUUAUUGUUGCAAAGGUCAAAAAAGAAAUGGGAGAAAAAGGUAUCGAUAGGCAUCAAGCCAUGGACACAGUUCGCCUCCAAAGAUUGAUAGACGUUUGUGACACAAAGGAAAACACCGCGUUUUUUCUGCUACAGGAAUGGAAUUACGAGCCACAGGUGAGAACACCAUUCCAGUGAAAGGAAAAGCUGCGAUAAUUCCACGAGCGGAUCCGGCCAUACCGCUUUCCACCGUUUUACGGAAAUCGGUCAAAUUUUUCGUAAUAAAUAUAUUUUUAGUAAAAAACUUUAAAAUUUCCAAGUUGAUAUCUGGAAAAUGGUCUGAACAGUCAGUAAAUAUCCUGUCUGAAUGACUCAGAGACCCAGGAAAGGGGACUUUGGGGAGUUAAAAUUCCAACAAUUUCCCAGGGGAGUAUGCCCCCAGACCUCUCUAGAAGUAGUAAAUCGGUCAGUGUUUAUUCUAGAUCCGCGCCCGAAUUCGUAAAAUACUACUGGAAAAACUGAAAGUUCUUUUCUUUGAUUGACGUUAAGUUAUAUAAUUUAAGAGCAAAAAUGAUUUCAGUCGCAGCUAUUCACGGAUUUUGCUUACCCGUUUUGCUAACCCGUCUUCUGACCCACCUAAUUUUGAUCUGUUCGCUGAUCAAUACGAACGGAAAACAAAUCUGAUUGGACAUCGUCAAACAAGUAAAUGUUCCUACUGUAACUUAGGCACCAAAUCCCGUAAAUAUAAUUAAUGUCGUGCGUUUAAUGUACCGAUCGUCGUUAUGAGUCUCACUAGAAAUUGCCAUUUAUUAACUACUCAUUGAAACCAACUCUAUCCUAGAUUUGCAGAUUUCUGAAGCUUUUGUGUGACGAAGGUGUUAAUUUGGAGAAUGUUGAAGAUAUUCUUCACAACCGUCCAUUGCACAUAGCUGCCACAAAGAAUUUCGUCAAAGUUGCCCAGUUCUUGAUAAACAACUAUCCCGGCAUGCUCCUGACUACUAACGCCCAGGGUGAACUUCCGGUUGAGACUGCAAUCAAAACUGGCCAGGACGAUGUAGCUGCAGUACUUAUCAGGAGAAUGGAUCACAGAAGGUUAGGCUGGAUACAGGGAACCCAGGGACCUAGGAUCUCACAAAUAUGAGCAAGUGCACUUUAAUAUAUAAGACAAGAGAACUCAUUAUCUCUUGAUUAUCCCAGCAGGUUUACUAUCGUUAGCCGAAAAUCACUUUAAGGAUGAACCAUGUUUUAUUAAUAUUUGAUGAAAUUUUUCCCAAAUUUUGUUUCGUCUUUUACAAGCCGAGUUUUUUUAUUCGGUCAGUCAAAAAGAAUUUUGUACUAAAAUCAUCAAGAUUUACGGUAAUGAAUAUAUGUUAUACUUUACUAUUCUUUUCUUUUUUCUAGAGUUGUACGGUUGUUUAGAGCCAACCAGCAAAAGAAAGCCUCGCUUAGUUUGGUAAAAAUUACAGAGGAAUUCAAAAUGCAGGUGAAGACAGGAAAAGUAUAAAUUAAAGUACAGGCGUUGAAAUUCAUUCUUUAUAUCCGAAACCCUAGCCUGCGAAAUCCUGAGAAGUGACUUCAAACUCUUUCUCCUUUUUUCUCGCCCCCCUCCCCCACCCCCCCCCCCACCCCAUAUAAAGCGGACACAAAGAGCGGUCCUGACGACAACGAGGGACACACACCUUCUAUUCAAUCCCACACAUUAAUAUAAUAUACCGUGUGUCUCAAAUGUACAGAAAUAAUAUGCUACGAUUUUCUUCUCUUUCCACCUCCACGUCCCCGACCACUCCACCCAAAAAAAAAAACCGGAAAAAAGAAGUGAGCUUGCUCGAAGGGUAGAAAACCCGCUUUGUUCAACCGACAACACUAAACAACACUUAAGUUUCUUUAGAAAGUCUCUUGCAGACUUUGUUCUAAAUAAAUUGAAAUACCCAUGGUAGGAGACCAAUACAGGGAUGUAAUAUUAAGAAAUAUGAUAACAACUAACUAAUUCUGCCUCAAGUUACUUACAUUUCUCAUUUAACUGUUGACAGAAAACCAUUGUGGCCAUACUUGAUUGCCUUAUAUCUCCUCGCUGGCCCCACCCGCCAUGUCUAGCGAGUGACACUGUUCCGUGUCUUUCAUGGAGGAACUUACAGGACACACCCACUCACUUUCACGUGACCUAUGACAUCUUGGAAAGUGAUGUAAACGGAAGAUGCCCGGAUGAACCUGGAUAUGAAUACACACCUAGGUCUUGUUACUAUAAUUUGGCUAAAUAUUGCAACCGGACACUCAACAAGGUAACCGUACUAACUACCCUUGGGUGCAAGUCAUAGGUGUAAUGGGUGGAAAAAACUCAAUGGGUGCAUUGUUUUUGUUGUAUGAUCUGACUUUGAGUUUCCCAUUUCUAGUCCCCAAUCGUCUCCCUAACGCACACAACAGAGGCCCUGGCGGGGGGAGGGCUGCCGGCGUGCCACUAGGUAGAGCUGUAAGAGACUGGGAACCAAUCGGUCAUAUAACUACUCCAUGAAUUACUUCAUGGAAUUGUUUAGUGGUCCCUAGAAAGUUGGAUUAAAAUUUGAAAGCGCCAAAUCGACGCUUUCCGAAUUCAUUUGAUAGUGUUGAAAUAGAAGACAUCUGCACGCAGGCGAUGUUGUUUGCGGAAAACGUUCCAAAGUUAGUGAUAAUGAUUUGCUUCUAUUAAUCAAAGACUACAUUGUGCACCAGCGAGCGUACUUUUAAAGUAGCUUUUUUAACCGAGUCUUGGGAGAAUUCCCAUGACACAUGUACUGCCGACUUUAAUCGAAAACAGGCUCCUGUCAAAAAACAAAGACCCCACUACUGGUCAGUCUUUUAAAAGUACAUUUUUGGCAUUUUGUUUAUCUUGCAGGAAAUAUUAAACCACGCUGUCAUAAAAAUGCUGACAGCAAGGAAAUGGGAGAAGUAUGCUCUCUUCUGGUUCAGGUCUGGGAUUCUUUUUAGAUAAAUUUGUGCGGGGCGCCCCCCCCCCCCUACCCCCACCCCUUAGGUGGCGGGAACUCCCGUAUAACUGACUGUAUUGGGUAAGCUCGUCUGAAAAUUAGGAUUAAACCCCAAAAGGAUACCAGUCUAGACGUGGCUUAGGCUUUAUUGGACACCUAAAGGAGACCAUAAUUCAACACAGUAUGACCCAGUUUCCUUUUGUUUUAGGAGAUACUUCCGCACAACCCUAUGCGAUACCUUUGUUUGAGAAAAUGUUGAUGAUCGACCUUGAACACCCUAAGUGAGACCAAAUUCUGCUAUUUCUAUCCCUAAGGGACACGACGAGCAUCCCCUUCACUUUUAAAUGUCCCACCCCCCUAUCCUUUCCUAUCAUCGACUGUUGAUAUAUUGCCUUGGUCUGGCAUUGCCUAUGUCAAGCUCUCAGAUGGUAGGCCUAGGGAGGUCACGAAAGCAAGCCAAGCUAAAAUAAGACGGGCUUGAUCUGUGGUCGGAAGGAGUGGUGGCAGAAAAAAAAACUCGUUAGUUUUCACGAUCACUGCACAUUACUAUCUUGGAGCCUGGCACAGGCAAGCUUGCGAAUACGCCGAGACAGCUGUAUUCACAGGCUAGGAAGACUUACAAGAAGCACAAUGGGCCCUUUCCAGCUAAACAGUCACAUGGUACAAAAACACCUUGCUGGAAUGCAAACAGCGCAGUAAGGCCUUGAAACGAAAGUUUAACUAGAAACUCUUUUGUUUUUCCUACUUCACUGCGUAACUUCGCCGUUUUCCUCUUCGCUACUUUGUUUCGUCACUCUCCACCUCCCCUUCAUUGCUUGCUUUUAUCUGUAGGUUAGUCACUAAGUUACGUAUGUUCAUAAUUAUGUAUUAUCUUUCUUCAGAUUUCGAACAUUAAACUAUUUGGUUUUCCUUUUGGCUCUUGUCACAUCUUUUUUGCUGGCUGCAAGAUCAUCUGACCCGGAGGAUUAUAGGACGCCAAUUUUCGCUCUUGACACCUUCUGCAUUUUGAUGACGAUAUGGUUUUUAUGUGAUGAGAUUGCUGAGCUUAAAAGGUGCUAAUUUUUCAUAACAAACCACGUCUUUACUACUACAGUGGAACCUCGAUAUAUAUCGAGGUUCUUCUUCAUAUAUUUUACUGUUACUGGAGUAAAGAAAAAUCGUUCGUUAUACCGAGGACUUCGUUUUAUAGAGGUUCGUUAUAUCGAGGUUCCACAGUGUUAUAAAGUUUAAGAAAGUGGCACAGGGAGCCCAGGCGAUUCUGAUUGGAACAACAAAAAGAAUAUGCGUUUACCCGUUUUUUUUUUUGUGGGAUACAUUUUGAAUUUUAAAUACAAUCAAACCCCGUUAAUACGGAUACUGAGGGGGUCCAGGGGCCGUCAUAGAAAGUGUCCGUAUUAACGGGGUGUCCUUAUUAAGUGGGUUGAAUUUAGAGAAAAUGUUUCCCUCGGGGACAAAGCAAACUGUCCGCCAUAAUAGUGAUGAGAUGUCGUAUUAAGCAGGUGUCCGUAAAGCGGGGUUUGUACGCGAUCACAUGUUGCGAGGUCUGGAACAAAGGUUCGUUCUGGGAUCUCGUACGGCCGCAAGGCUAGAAAAUUCUUGGAAGAUCCGAGCACUCUUCACGUUAAUCCACUUCUCCUUGCGGCCAUUUUGAAAUUGAAAAUUCAAAAUUGCCGCCACUUAGAACAGAUUGAGCGUGUUUCGCAGAGUACACAUCGAUAAACUUGUUUGUUUGCAAUUGUUUCUUAAUACUGAUAAAGAUGUGAGGCCCCCUUGUGUAGUAAAAGGCUUUCGAACUCACUGUUAGUCCUGUCGAGUCAGUCUUUUACUUCUGGCCGUUCUAGCUAUUCUCUUGCGUACCCUCGGGAGAGAAGGUUCAAGGAUGCGCAUGCCCAAGAUUAACCAAUCACAGUUAAGACCUGUUACCUGAUCAUUUUAAUCUUAAGUGUCAGACGUCUUUUCACCCAUCCCCCUUCCCUCCGUCCUUGCCAUGCGCAUGCGUGAGGGGAGAGAGAGAGAGAGAGAGUAGAAUACGUAAGAGUACGUCAUAAGUAAGAUAAGGAACAUGUCCUACUAUUGUUUUAAGGUGCACCAGGAAUAACUUUCCAAAGCAGUUCCAGACAGGUACUUUAACUGAGUGCAUAUUUACAUUUAACAGGGAACCGAGCACCUACAUCCAAGAUGUCUUCAACUACCUGGAUCUAUCAGGAUAUGCGUUGAUUAUUUCUGUGUAUGUGUUCCGAUUUCUUGAAAGUGAACUACAGUGGGUCGCAGCUUCCUUAGCAACCUCCAUAAAUAUGAUUGGAGUGUUCAAGUAUUCCAUUGGAUCUCGGUGAGUACUACAAAUAAUUAUAUGUGUGCAUGCUGUAUGCUGACGUCCGAGCUUACUGUUCACAUGUUAAAACUUUUUCGCCCUUACACAAAGUCACCCAGUUACUUGAAAGGAGGGAAGUUAGGGAACUGAAGAGAGGGGACCGCGUCCGAGUUCAGAGAGAGUUAGUAAAAUUUAUCGCCUUGCCGUUCCUGUUCUCAAGUCAGCUCAAAAUUUGGUCAUUUCACGUUGCAGUUUUGCAGGGACUGCAAAGAAACAUACAAAAAGGGUGAUGAACGUGCAGAGUUGUUGUUUUGCUCAUUAAAGGUGAUGUUACACGGGACGAUUCGCAAGGACGAUUUUUAGCGCAACACAGCGCUGCAAUGUUGGGACAAUGUUGUACAUAUUCCAAACAAUGUCGCAACAAUGUUGCAUCGCUGUGUUGGGGCGCUAAAAAUCGUCGUGGCGAAUCGUCUCGUGUAACAUCAUCUUUAAACUUAUUGCUGUUUUGACGUUCCCGUUUCCGUCGCCGUCGUAGUGUCGUAAGGUCCCUAUUAUAAAGAGGGCGCGUCUGUUGCCCUCUCAUCCAUGACUCCUUCCUUCCUUCCUUAUCGAACUGAAAUGUGAAGUAAAAAGGGAAUUUCUUAUUGCUAGUUGUAGGGUAGGCUCAGUUUCUAGCAAUGGGUGUACGCCCACGAUUGUCUGAGCGUGAAACACCCGCGGCGGGAUCUUUAAAGAGCCUUAAUUACUUUAAGGUGAUUUGCGACCAAUUUUCAUUAGCUUGUCACACCACGAGGUCAUCCAUAUUUGUAAUUUCAAGUAUAAUAGGUUUCGACAUUUAUUGUAAAAAAAAGUAAGUUUUUGAGGAACGAGCGCAGAAAUUCCAUGCUGAUGACGCGUCACAACUAAGAUCUGGUUAGUGCAUCUGAUUGUAUGAAGCAAAUUUUCAACCAAUCAGAAGCACUACCAGGAUCUGGCUAGUGACGUCAUUUCGCUGGGAAACCAGUGGUGGCGUCGCAACAUACCGGCAGUUUUCUCAGGGGACUGGGAAACGAACCUAGAAUCACAUCACUGUCAAAGUCCAGAGAAGAUCUUCUCUAUGUACGCCAUCAGUCUGAGCGAGUUCUUAACCAGACAACCAAACAGAAGCUUUGAUAAUUUUAAUAUGCUAAUUAAAGAUGUUGACAACGGCGGAAUGCUGACGACUUUUAUUUUUCUUUAUCCAUUCGAACCCCCCUUUGCGACUACCUCCCAAAAGAGACCACCUGUCUUAAACAGCAAAAGUUUCCCAUUCAAAGCCUUACAGUUGGAACCUCUCGUAAACCAAUCCCUAUAUGCGAACGUGAUCACGUUUCGGGGCUGAUGGUUUAAUAAUUUCCCAUUGUCUUUAACCUCUUACAAGCAACCUCUUGUCGCAUCGUCUGAUAUCUAAGUUCUCUGUAUGUACUAUGUUACAUAGAAGUACACAUAUUGAAACUUAGAAAUUGCAUGCCAUGAAUUAUCUUCAAUAAAGUAGAUGUGUGAGGUUCCGCUUGCAUGGAGAAGAGAGAAUGCACUUUUAAGAUUGUGGGUUAGGGUAAAAUUCGGGAUUCUCGCCUUAUCUGAAAACCGAUACGACCAGUAGACCCGUCCCUGCCCACCCCCCUUACCCCUUCCCCACCCCAUGGUUUUAAAGCACCGCUUUAAUGGUAGUUCUUUGACGUUAUUUUUUGCAGGGACACUGGCAUGUAUAUAAAAAGUCUUGGAAAAAUCAUUUCUCAGGACAUUCCACGAUUUCUGUCUGUGUUUUGUAUAGUUUUGUUCACUUUUUCGGUCUCUUUCGUCUUGGCUAUCAGAGUACAUACGCACAAACCAUUGAAUUUUCAAGGCUUACUCCCAAACAAGUGAGUAGUACGUAAAAUAGGUUGACAGGUCUCUCGUAGUACGCUUAGUGUAAUGUUGUUGAAAUUGAAACUAGAGAGAGAAGCUUAAAUGAACACUGAACUAUGACUGCGUUGCACCACAAACACAAACAAAAAGCAUUCAUGUUUGACUGAUGAAAAAAACAUUGCCUCUGCCAUGUACCCUUAUUCCGUGACAUUGUUUUGCCGUUUUUUGAAAUUACAGACCAGGACUCAAGGUUUAAAAGAGAAUGUCACGAUUACUUUUCCUUUUUACCUGUGGUUCAGUUUCUUCAAAAACGAUAUCUUUUUUAAAUUUGAGCCUAUUACUUACCACAAGCAUAAUUAUUGCCUGAUUUAGUUCAGACAUUAUAUUCUUUCCAUGGCAUCGCAUGUUAGUUUGACGUCCUAUAUAAAGCAUGCUCAGGAGGGACAUUUCGUGCACCAGUAACUGACCUAAGAUGUGCUGUAUGCUAGCUGAGUUUAUGGAAUUUCUUCAUUUUAUAACUGUUUGACAACAACCUAUUUUACAGCACGCUCAGGAGCGACAGCUCGUGCAGUGGUAAAGUAGAGUGUGUUAUUUUAGCCGGAAUCAUGACAUGGCUACAAGGAUCGUCCGUUGUGAGCAACAUGUCCGAUGUAGGGUGAGUAAAUUUGGCUUAGAAUCCUCUGGGAAUUAUCCGAGGGCGCAGCUUUACACAAAAUGAAGUACAUUCAGGGGAUGGCAAAUGUUGUGAGAAUAUACACUUAAAUUUUCAAUUUAGGAAGCACAAAAAAAGACGAGGAGAUUGGGGCUACAAUGAUGGUCUUCGGCCUUAAAGGCUACGUUUACACCUUACCGGCUAAAAAUUUGACCGCACACUUAGUUCACAAGGAACUGUUCAAUAUUUUAGCUCCGUUCACACGGGACUGACGAACCAGGUUGAAUUUUAACUUUUGUCGGCAAAGGUUUUUUAUGGGCCCAUGCGCAGCGUGCUACUUAAGCAAAUCCAAAAUGACGUGUUACCUUUAUGUAGAUUCUUUUUGCUUGUAUAUACUUAUACUUGAAAUCGUAAAUUUUAGUUUCUUUUAUGUGUAGACUUUUUAUUUAUUUCUUGUAAUGUGUUCAAUGUAUUUUUAUGUGGUGUCAGCUCGAAGAUAUUAGCCCCUAGAUACUCCAAAAUUCGACUGAAAAUAAAGUUGAUGUUGUUGUUGUCGUUGUUCUCCCAGCUGAGUAACCACGUUUCUUAGACGGUUAUUGUGUUCACAUUUUGCUGGUUAAAUUUUCGACCGAAUUAACCGGCUAUAAAUUUGACUUUGGUUUUAGCGUUCGAGUUUUUGAACGGCUAGGCGUUCAAAUUUUCCUACAGUUAGCUUGGUUUCGUGUUUUGUGUGAAAGUAACACCCGAAACGCAUGAAUUUCCGACCGGGCGAAACUUCUUUCGCUACUGCAUAUGUGAACGUAACCAAAGGCUUGCUGAACACACUUGAAACCAUCACCUCCGGUGUUUCCAAAUACAAAGUUCUAACAGUUUUAUGAUCUUCUUUGCUUGUUAGGUGGCUUGGCGCUUUACUAAUCAUAGUCUAUAUGAUUAGUGUGUCUGUUAUUCUGUUAAACAUUCUGAUCGCACAGCUGUCGUUAACGUACGAGCUUGUUCAAGAAGAGUCCCUGCUGAGUUUCACCGCACUGAGGAUGCAAGCAGUGGCGAUCGUUGAGUGGCACAGCAGGUUCAAGUACUGGGUGAGGAAUAGCUUCUAAACCUUUCAGGACAAGUUCAAGCUGCAUUACCAAACAGCUGCUUCGGAUAUGCCAGAAAAUAUUUUCCAAUCAAGCCUGCAAAACAGGCGUUAUUUUUCGCCUUUUUCCAGGGCGAGCGAAGGCAAGCGCGACGAAAGCUAGGAGCACGAGACACCCGCAGAACGCGUCUUUCCGCGUCGCACGUGUCCUGCGCUCCACGCCCACUUCGUGUUUUGCUCACCCGAAAAACGCAGAAAAAUAGCGCCUUUUCUGAAGGCUAUUUCCAAUCUUGUUUUAAACUUCAACUACAAUGAUUUCGCCUAUGAAUGUAUCUCCUUCGUCUAUAAGAAUGCGCAGUCACCUGUUACACUGCAUAAUGGUGACGAAGACUGUAGGGAAUCAUACUAACUGACGCUGUAAACUCACCAUUUUCACAAAGACCAUAAUGCACCUUGUUUACCCCAGCCAUCAUUUGGCAGAACUUCUUGGAAAUACUGACUUAGUUAGCGAUGUGUUUGUUUCAGAAUCUCCGAAAGAAAUACUAUAUUCCUGGAGAAUUAAAGACCCGAGAGGAAGUGGAAGGUAAAGACAUCGGGUCUGUUAUUUAA